AUGACUUUUCUUCCUAAUGAAAUUCUUCAAAAGAUAUUCAAUUUGCUUACAAUAAAAUGUUAUAAUAUUCAUUGUGCUAGAAGUUUAUUCAACUGCCUUUUAGUUAAUCGUCAUUGGUGUGUCAAUGCCGUAGUCAUAUUGUGGAAGGACCCUUUUAGUAAUUAUAACGGCAAAAAGCCUUUCAAUAUGAUGAUUACAAGUUUUCUUGUCUGCCUCAACGUAGAGGAAUGCAAAGAUCUUGAGAAACAUGGUGUUAUUAUUCCAAAUUAUGAACCAAUGUUUGAUUAUCCAAAAUACCUCAGUCAUUUGAAUGUUAAUGGACUUAAAGGGGCAAUAUUCGAUAAAAUUGUAAUGAAAAAUGAAUCUGAUCGAGUGCGAAGUCUCGUUAUGAAAUAUAUUUUAAUAAUGUUGUCAAGACGAGAAAAUAAAUUAGAAUCACUUACAAUCAGAAUUGGUUAUGGUUUUUUAACUGUCCCAAUUAAUGACAUUGAAAUUCUAUUACAUCCAAAUAUCCGAAGCCUGAUCGAACCUGUGAAAAAGAUAAAUUUAUUGUUAGGAUCUCCGACAGAUGGAUUCAUAAUUAAACUGGCUUCAGUUUGUCAAAAUUUGGACUCAUUGAAUAUAUCAUUUAGGGAUUUUGGUAUACAAAACUUUAUCGACGUUGCUCAUCUUGUCAAAGUCCAAAAAUCUUUAGAACUCAUACAAAUAUGUCAUGAGGGCUU
Molecule: messenger RNA, 722 nt
Organism: Dentiscutata erythropus
Lineage: Eukaryota; Fungi; Glomeromycota; Glomeromycetes; Diversisporales; Gigasporaceae
Source: the annotation of a GenBank genome assembly